Protopterus annectens (West African lungfish) is the source of this 2420-nucleotide messenger RNA. Its product is annotated as MOB kinase activator 2-like. The coding region runs from base 281 to 934 and encodes 217 amino acids. Lineage: Eukaryota; Metazoa; Chordata; Ceratodontiformes; Protopteridae. Gene Ontology annotation, biological process: positive regulation of protein phosphorylation; signal transduction. The transcript has 6 exons. Gene Ontology annotation, cellular component: nucleus; cytoplasm. The record is from RefSeq and is a predicted model, not a curated record. Gene Ontology annotation, molecular function: protein kinase activator activity.
AACAGCACCACUGUAUGAGAAGAAUCAACUGAGCGCAUAUGCUUAGGCUGCAAACACGACUCCUUUGUGCAUGUGUGCUCUAGUAUGUCUUAAAGUUAUAGUGUUUGCUUGGAGCAAAAUAUCUUGAAGAAAGCUGAAACCUGAGGGACUGAAAAAAGAAGGAAAAAUUAAAGGACACAUUCCAUGUUACUUGCUUAUGCUGUAGGGCAAGUCCUGGAUAAACAGAAUAAAAUAUUAUCCUUGUGCUAUAGAAGAAUCUGGAAAACUGAAUCCUCACAAAAUGGUUUUCCAAGCCAUUGGCAGACUGCUGGGGUACCCCAAAAGAACUCCAUCCAGUUUCAAAUCACAGCAGAAGACUCCAGCGGAAGGAGAGAGGCUGUAUAUUGAAGCAGGAUAUGCCAAGACACGGAUUAUUGACAGUGAUUUGCAAACACUUGUGACACUACCAGAAGGCAUUAGUCAACAAGAGUGGAUAGCUACCAAUGCUGCAAACUUUUUUCACCACGUGAACUUGAUUUAUGAAGUCAUUGCCGAAUUCUGUACACCUAGAUGCUGCCCAACAAUGGUGGCAUUUAAAACGGAGUUUGUGUGGAUGGAUGACAAGGGAAGAAAGAUGAAGAACAGUGCCCAGCAAUAUGCAGACUAUGUCAUUCUCUCAGGACAGAAACUGCUGAUGGAUGAGAGGGUAUUUCCCACCAAAUAUGGGAAACCAUUUCCCAGAUCCUUCGAGUCACUGGUUCAGAAGUUCUUCAGGCAUCUUUUUCACAUUUUGGCACACAUCUACUCUGCUCACACGCAGGAGAUCAUAGCUCUUGAGCUGCAUUCACAUCUGAACACACUCUAUGUGCAUCUUAUUUUGUUCUGCAAAGAGUUUGAACUGCUGAAUACCAAAGAUACAGCUAUAGCGGAACAUUUAACCAAGCAUAUGCUGUAGGACUUAACAGCAGCCAAACUUAAGUAAAAUGCAAAGGACUGAUAAUUAUUUAUUUAUUUGCAAUUUAAAUAAAAAUAUUCAGGUUUUCACAGUUUACUUAAAUUAACAAAGUUAAUGACCUCUGUUUUUCAUAUAAUAAAAUACAACUAGAAAAUGGUGAUUUAUGAUCAGCAUCACACAGUUUCUCCUCCUCCUGUAAUUUUUAUCUAAUUUAGGGGAUGAGGAAGUAAGACAUAGCUUCUAAGGUCAUUUAAUGUUCUAUGUACAUGUCCGUGUGUGUGUGUAUAUGUAUGUGUGUGUGUGUGUGUGUGUGUGUGUGUGUGUGUGUGUGUGUGUGUGUGUGUGUGUGUGUGUGUGUAUAUGUGUGAAAGUAGGGGUUAUGAACUUCUACUCUAUCUUUGGUUGCUAAUAGAACCUCACAGUGUAUACUCACAGACCUCAGAUGUAGGUUACUGAAAGAAAUGAGCUGAGCUCAGAAGUGGGUUACUGGAAGAGGUGGGAAUAUGUUUGUGACUGAUUAUACCGGAAGACACUGUGAGAAAAAUUUUCAGAAGUUUAGGUUUGUUCCUCCUAUUACUUCACAUGUAAACUAUUAGGAAGGUGCCUUCUAGGAUGGUCAAACACCAAAGGGCUGGGCUUGCAGGAUAGGGAGGUGGUCUUUAAGGUGCUAAGCCCCACCAGUUUAACAAAGUGGGUUUUGAACCUCAUUACAACUUCAUCAGCAGCCCAAUUAUUUCAGUGGCAUUAUAUACAUGGUAUAAUGUCAGUGUAUGCUCUGUUAAUAAAGACCAUUGUGGGAAAAAUAUUGAGUAGAGACUUUUAGUUUAGCAAUAAAGACUACCAAGUGAAUUACACUGAUAAUAAUGGCAGUAAAGAUGGGGCCACACAGGUUCAUGGCAUAGCUGCUUUGUGUUCUUCCUUUUUUGACCCCUAAAUCAACUCCUUCUUGGCAUUAAGGACACAAACACUAAGAGAUGCAGAUGGCUAAUGUCAUGCAAAUCUUUGCUCCAUAUGGCGCCCAAUAAGCUUGGAAUGUAUGAUAUGAGGUAAACCAUAUGUGUAUGUGUUACAUGCUCUCUUCCUUUCUCUUAGUAAAUACUGACAAUUAAACUCCCAUGGUGCACAGCUUUCAAUAGUAAUUGGUUCCAUAACAAAUUACAUACUGUGGUGCAAAUUCAUGCAUGUGAACUUGUUGCAUGCAACACUAGUUUCCUGGUAAGAUGUGGAAAAAGAGAAGAAGGUAUUGUUUGCAUUUGCAGUUUCAUUAAAAAAAUGUAAUUCUAAGUAGAAGCAUAUUGGAUUUUCUGGACAGCAACACAUGAACCUUGACAGCAAGCACCAUGGCAUCAGUGACUCAGAUGUAUUUAAAUAAUGCUUUAUUAGAUUUGAAAAAGCAAUAAUUAAUUUAUAAGCUACCAAUAGAUGCAUUUGUAAUUUCACCUUUUAUACUUUUGUAUGAUUUAUAAAGUUGUUACUUUUAACAAUA